Cuscuta europaea is the source of this 2194-nucleotide messenger RNA. NCBI's taxonomy places the organism in Eukaryota, Viridiplantae, Streptophyta, Magnoliopsida, Solanales, Convolvulaceae. The record is from the annotation of a GenBank genome assembly.
GCCAGAGAAAAAAAAUAAAAAAGAAAAAUGAAAAAGAAAGAGAAAGUUGUGAAAAUGGGAGUGGUUAAAUAGGGAGAUCAGACCUCCGUCGUGAAAAAUCAAAUGUGAUGUGAAUUGUGUGGGUGUUGUAGAGAGAGAGAGAGCGCGAUAGAACACUGAGCGGAGGAGGCAUCGGUAUAUCCGAGCUGGUCGUUUGACCUAAGCGUUUUCUUUUCCCGUCGGUGCACGAGGAGACGGCAGCGUUGGUGGCGCCGCGGUGGUUCUGACGACCCUAAAUUCCGAACAGAGAGAUCAUCUCUAAGCCUUUUCAAUUCGCCGCCGGACGACUCGUGUCCGCAUUGGCCGGCCGCGGUUCUCCUUUCUGACCACUCACUGUCUUACUCGAUCACAUUCGAUCUCUACAUCUUCUUAGCUCAGGGAAGGGCUUGAUUGGUGUGAUCAGUGGUCGAGAUGUCUUUCAAGAACAUUGUGAAGGAGAUGAAAGAUGGGAUUGGGAGUGUAUCAAGGAGAGGGUUCGAAGGACGGCAAUGGAGAAGUAGGGCACGAUCACAUAUAGCACCCGAUUGUAUCCAAUCUGAACCAAAUGAGCAGGGGCAGUGGGCAAAUCUGCCGCCUGAACUGCUUUUGGAUAUAAUCGAGAGAGUUGAAAACAGUGAGACAUCUUGGCCUGCCCGGACAGUUGUUCUCUUUUGUGCAUCUGUUUGUAAGUCAUGGAGGGAAAUCACUCAGGAGAUUGUUAAGACUCCUGAGGAAUGUGGGAGGAUAACCUUUCCCAUUUCUCUCAAACAGCCAGGGCCUCGUGAAUCUCCAAUCCAGUGCUUUAUUAAAAGAGAUCGAGCCACUUCAACUUAUCGCCUCUACCUUGGUUUGACUCCAUCUGCGGAUGACAGUGAUAAAUUGUUGCUAGCAGCAAAAAAGAUGAGAAGGGCAAUAAGCACAGACUUUGUGAUAUCAUUGGUUGGAGAUGAUUUUUCACGAGCAAGCAAUACAUACGUUGGAAAAUUGAGGUCCAACUUUCUUCGCACCAAGUUCACUGUAUAUGACAGCCAACCCCCAAACGGUGGAGCAGUGCAUCAAAACGGCCAAGCAAGCAGGAGAUUCCAUGCCAAACAAGUAUCUCCAACGCUGUCCGCAUGUAAUUACAGUAUCGCCACUAUGUCCUACGAACUCAACGUCCUACGCACCAGAGGCCCCAGGAGAAUGCAAUGCACCAUGCAAACCAUCCCUUUCACAUCUGUCCUAUUGGGGGGGACGGCCCCCACUCCAACAGCAUUCCAGCAAUGCUUUGACACAAAAGAGUCGGUCCCGCCUUCUCAAGAGCCACUAACCCUAAAAAACAAGGCCCCUAGAUGGCAUGAACAGUUGCAGUGUUGGUGCCUGAACUUUAAAGGAAGAGUCACGGUGGCUUCUGUUAAGAACUUUCAGCUGGUGGCUGCAAUUGACCCUUCUAAUAGUAAUAACAGUAAUAACAUUCCGGCUGGAGAACAAGAAAAGGUAAUUUUGCAGUUUGGGAAGAUUGGGAAGGAUACUUUUACCAUGGAUUAUUGUUACCCACUUUCUGCCUUCCAGGCUUUUGCAAUCUGUUUGAGCAGCUUUGACACGAAGCUGGCAUGUGAAUGAUCUCUGACUCUGUAGAUUGUAAAUCUUGAUCAUUUGUUGCUUGUGUAACCGUAGAACUUUCUCUCUACACAUUUAUUCCUUGCAGAAGAAUGAGACAUUAAAUAUUCCAGAGAAUAGUGCUGCUUGAUAGUAACUUCUGUAGUGUUAGUUGAUCUGAUCAGAAGCACGGAAACUUUUGACAGGUCACCAUUUGCCAGAAACUCGGAAGUCAAGGAAAUUUGGAAGCUUCAAAUUCCCAUUUUUGAGUUGUUUCUGUAAUAAUAAAAAAUGGGAAACCUAUUUUCCAAAAUAAUUAGUGUUCCCAAACUUUAGAUUUCCAAUUCCUUUUCUUUUUAAUGGGAUUUCUUGAUGGAAACUCAUGUCCCUUGAUGGAGUUUUUUAUGAGAUUUUUUCAUAGCAAUAUGGUCAUUCUCAUAUUUCACAGCAUGCGGCCAUGCGCUCCUAAAAUUGUAUUUCAUUUUCAUUUAGUUAUGUACUUUUAUGUAAUAAAUUUCAUGUUUGAACAUGUAGAUUAUUUUUAUCAUAAUUUAUGUAGCAGAAUUAGUAUGAAAAAGUAUGAUUUAAUAUUUACGCA